Malania oleifera is the source of this 645-nucleotide messenger RNA. Its product is annotated as non-specific lipid transfer protein GPI-anchored 16-like. The transcript is spliced from 4 exons. The record is from RefSeq and is a predicted model, not a curated record. The coding region runs from base 1 to 645 and encodes 214 amino acids. Lineage: Eukaryota; Viridiplantae; Streptophyta; Magnoliopsida; Santalales; Ximeniaceae.
AUGGCCGCUGGUUUGUUCAGCCCUUUCCUCUACCUAAUUGCAAUCUCAGCAACUCUUGUUUCCCUUAAUGGGCAGAUUAACACGCCAUGCACGACCUCAAUGAUCAGCAGCUUCACCCCUUGCCUCAAUUUCAUCACCGGAAGCACCAGCAAUGGCUCUGCAACACCUACUGCAGAUUGCUGCAGUACCCUGCGGACGCUCACCAGCACCAGCAUGGAUUGCGCUUGUCUCGUAGUGACCGGAAAUGUUCCUCUUCAGCUUCCCAUUAACAGAGCCCUAGCUUUCUCUCUUCCCCGAGCAUGUAACAUGCCUGGCGUCCCCAUACAGUGCAAAGCGUCUGCUACCCCUCUGCCCGCGCCAGGACCUGUGUUGCUUGGGCCAACUCUUGCACCUGCCGCUUCUGCAUCCCUUGCAUCCAAGGCAUCAGCGUCUCUGGCGCCGGCACUGGAACCGGAAGCACCUUCGGAGCUCACACCAGCGUCUUCACCGGUGGGAUUAGAGGCUCCAACUGCAACUCCGGGGAUCCGACCUGUGCUGAACAGCCCCACGCCCUCAGCCUCUAAACCAUCUUACACCACCUCUUCCUCUUCUCUCCUAGAAUUUAUUGUAACCCUGGUUUUUGUGAAUUGUAUAAUCUUCAUCUGA